AUGGAGAGAAUAAAGUAUCUUGAAUAUGAGGGAUACGAAGCUCAUGAUGAUGUACAUCCUUACGAUUGGCGGAAAUUGGCCAACAACAUUAAUAUCGAAGAGACAUAUGAUUCAAUUGAAUCAAUUGACAAUGACAUUUCAUGGAUUAAUAAUGACACUCGAUUGGAAACAGUAGUAAAGAGACUAAAAGAAAUCUAUCCAACUCUCAAACGACACUCUUCUCCUGCUCCUUCUGUACUACUCAUUGCAGACCAAUUCUUUAAUGAAAAGUUAAAUGAAAUGUUUACAAAAUACAACGAGUAUCUUGGACGUCAAAACUUGGAUCAUGUAACAGUAACAACUGAUCCAUCAACCGAAUUUACCAAACAAGAGUUAAAUUUGUUAUUUACUUUGUUUGUGGCAGCUGGAUAUGGAGCUCAUUCAAUGAUAUCAACAAAAAUAGAAAUUACCAUUACACAAAUACUAAAAUACUCUAUAAAUGGUGGAAAUUAUUCAUUGGCGAUGAGAAUCAAAGAAUCACCACACCUUGAUCAAUUAGAUGCUUUGAAAUGUAUCUUAACUUUUGUUGAAAAUAUUCCAACAUUGUGUGCCAAUAGAAUUGGGGAAGCUGAAGAUUUUGUUAUCUCUUGGGAAGGUGGAAUAGUAUUAUCAACUUGGAAAAGAAUAAUUCACAAAGCAAUUGAAAGGCAAAGACUUGAUCUUUUAUUAAAAUUGGUUGUAGUAAUGGAUGAUGAUGGAAAAGAAUCAAAUAACAUUGAUAAAGUAUUCAAACAAGUAUUCAAGAAUAGAUACUUGAUCAAUCACAUCUUUGGUCAUGUGAGAGGUAUUCAUAGAGAUCGUAUGAUUGCCUAUUACGACUUUACAGAUGCAGAUUAUAUUGAAUAUUCAAUGUAUCAUCAAAGGUUAAAUGGUGUAAAGUACAUAUACAGUCAUAUGAGAGUAUACAAUGAUAUUGGAGAUACGUUUUAUCGACAUCCGAUCUACUCGACGAUCAUCAAGGAUAGAGCAACUGACAACAACAAGGGACGCGCAUACUCAUUCUUUAACUAUUACAGAUAUGGUUCGUCACCAUCUAAAGUUUGUCGUAACCCUGAUAUCGAUGUAGAGACAUUCAAACAAUUGGUAUUAUUGGCAAGUCCUAAAAUGAUAAACCCAAGAAAUACAUCUGUCAUGGAUUGGACAAGGAAAAGUGGAAACACAGCAAGAAUACAAUAUCUUAUCGAUCAAGGUUAUAAAGAAAAAGAAAAAGAUAAAGAUAAAGAGAAUCAAUUGGUUGACGCUACUAUUGUAGUUGUAGAAGAAAAAGAUAAAGAUAAAGAAAAAGAAUUGGUAGAUCAAGUCAACAAAUUAAAGAUAGAGUAUAAAGAAAUUAUUAGUAAAAAAUACAAUCAACAAUCAAUCGAUCAUUAUAUUCAAUCAAGAUUAAAAGAAAUGAUUAAUCAUUAUAGAAAUUAUCAAAACAACAUUAAGAAUCAAAAUAAUAAUAACAAAAAAGAAGUAAUCUUGGAUCUUCCAUUAGAUGAAAUAUAUUCAUGGUUUACAAAACAAGAGAUUGAUUUAAUAUCAAAGUUUUUGUUAGAGUUUGAAGGAUUAGCAAGUAUACAUGUGCGACCAGCCAUCAAGAAAUUAUUAUUACUAGAUAAUCCAAUCAUAACAACAUGUUUUAUAACACUAAAACCAUUCAACACAAAAAAUCAAGAAUAUAUAGUACAAUGUUGUUCCCAUUUAUCAUUUGAUACAUUCAAGUUUGCAAUGAACCAUCUUUGGGCAGACAAGGUUGAUAUCUGGGUAAAUGACCUACUUGUCUAUUUCAUAACAGAUUCAUUGAAAAAUGGAGAAUUGGUAGCAACAAGAAAUGUUUUAUUGAGUGGUCGGUUACCAAUCAACUCGUUACUCAGAACCAUCCUUUUCCUUAGACCAACUUAUUUGGAUGGAUAUAUUAGAAUUGCUUUAGAAUUCUUUAGCAAAAAGGAAAAUGAUUCAACAAACAAAAAGUUUUGGGCAGAGAUUUUAAAGAUUGCAUCUUGGGCAAGACCUGAUAUUAUGGAUACCUAUUUCUCCAAUGAUAUUAUCAACCAAACAGAUAUCUCACAUAUGAUAGACAAUUCAAUCAAAGGUGGAAAUUAUUCAAUGGCAUUGAAAAUUAAAAACACAUCCACCUUUGAUCAAUUGGAAAUGGUUGUUCACAUACGUCAAUUUGUUAGAGCAAUCUCUACAUUUUGUAUAAACCGUGUUAGUGAAGCAAUCAAUUUUGUAAUUGAAUGGGAUGGUGGUAAAAUUAUUUUAUCAAAUUGGAGAAAUCUCAUAAACGAUGUAUUAUCAAGAGAAAGAUUUGAUAUUUUAUUAAAAUUGGUUGAAGUAGGGAUUGUAUCAAAAAAUAAUUCUUUGGAUAUUGAAACAAUGGUGAUUCAAAAAACAGGGUUCCUAUUAGAGUGUAUGGAAUCUCUACCACCAAAUUGUUUAAACACUAGUAACCUAAGUACUAAGCGUUGGAAGAGAUUAAUUAGAAGGGCUAUUACAGUUGGAUCGAUUGUUCAGGUUGGUAUGGUCGUAGAGAAAUAUUUUGAAUUGGGUAUAGACUAUGAUGAAAAAAAGAAAAUUCAAAAAUGGAUGAUUUUGUCAAAAGGGAAUAAAACAUAA
Molecule: messenger RNA, 2640 nt
Organism: Cavenderia fasciculata
Lineage: Eukaryota; Evosea; Eumycetozoa; Acytosteliales; Cavenderiaceae
Exons: 6
Coding region: 1-2640 (879 amino acids)
Source: RefSeq, a predicted model, not a curated record